This is a messenger RNA of Dermochelys coriacea (leatherback sea turtle), 2473 nucleotides long. It is a transcript of the gene C10H16orf89, whose product is annotated as chromosome 10 C16orf89 homolog. The coding region runs from base 35 to 1021 and encodes 328 amino acids. The record is from RefSeq and is a predicted model, not a curated record. NCBI's taxonomy places the organism in Eukaryota, Metazoa, Chordata, Testudines, Dermochelyidae. The transcript is spliced from 8 exons. Gene Ontology annotation, cellular component: cytosol; membrane.
CACAAUCUUCUCCAAGCAAACUAGCAAAGUAGAAAUGUCGUUCCCUGUUUUUUUGCUGCUGAUUUUUCUCUUUAAGUCUGAUCUGUCAAAAAGUGAGGCUGAUACGAGGAGCAUUAUCAUUUCUGCUCUAGAGAAAGCAACUUUCUUCCUGACAAAUAAAUACAGGGACAUCAAUUUAGAUGCAGUAUUGGGAUUUCGUGUUUUGCAAGCUCAUUUGAAAGGAGCCCUGGAGAAAUGGGCCUCAGAACAUGAAUUACUAUCUCAGCAGGUCCGAGUUGAAAGGCUGGUGAAGAAGUUGUCUUCUCUGAUUGAAAAAUCAACUCAUUCUCUUGGGCAGAGUGACCCAGAGUAUUUCAAAGAAUUUGAGCCAAUUUUAGGACGAAAUUUUUGGAUGCUUCCUCAUUCGUGGAACCAAACAGACUCCUCACUUGCCUACUCCAUGUUUGACAGGAUCAGCUGUUUUACAGAGGAAAUGAGUGAUAAAUGCUUUACAUAUUUGCUAGGAACUUGGAAAGAUAAUGGCAAGUCCUGCGUUGUCACCAAGGCCUGUAGGAACAUCAUGACAAAGUUUGGAUGCUCAGAUUAUUCCCUGUCACAUCAGCUUUUCUACUUCAUGUUUGCAGAUAUGAAAGGCUGCUCGGAUCGUCUGUUCCUGAGGGCCCAAUAUUACAAGAAUAUUUUCUGUGCUAGCAUGAUGAAAAUAAACCUGGUGAUCGAAAGUAAUGGGUUCAGGUUUUCCUCUCGAGACCUCUUCAUGGAAAAUAUUAUGUUCUGUGGUAUGUCUGGAUUCUCUGACUUCUACAAACCUAGCUGGCUGGAGACCAUUCUCACAUGGCAGAAGCCUGAGGAGGGAUGCUUUGGGAAGCCCAAUGAGAAUUCUGAACACCCAUCCAGGGUGAAAGACCAAGAGCAACUAUUGAGAAGAGUUAAAAGAAGAGAGAAGGUGUUUGCAGAUGGAUGUUCCUCUCAUAACACAGCCGUGGCGGUCGGAGUACUGGGGGGAUUCCUCUACUACUACUAAAAAUGCCAAUAUGUUACAGAUGAUCAACUUGGAACUUCCCAUACACAAAGCGAUGAUUGGUUAGUCCUGAAGCAAUACCAGCUCCAGUUUUAGCAUGCAACAGGAGUAGUCUCUUCAGUCAAAAUCUAUCCUUGCAACACAUUGAGCAACCCCACUAUGGUAGCCAAGUUGUAAUCACGCUGCCACUGACUAGUGCUAUUUUGGCAGCACAGUGGAGAUUUUAUUGGCAGGUUUUCAAAACUGUAAUGGGCCAGUGGUUAUUACAGUAACAAGAGUUCCUAAUGUAGUCUUCCUCCCGAGCUCCCAUUACAACUGAACACACAGGGCACAAUUCUUCUCUUAUCUCUACUGACUUUGAAUGCAUCAUCUUCAACUUCAGUGGAGUUAGAGGAAUUUGUUUAUCCUGGGCAGCUCUCACCUUAUUAUCUAAGGGCCCCAAUCCUGCAAGGUGCUGAGCACCCUCAGCACCCAUUAAAUUCUAUGAUAUUGGAAUAUCUUCAUGGACAAGAUGAGAUCAGCAUUCAGGCCUAUUUUGCAGACUGGUUUGACAUGCUGCCCAUGCUCUGAAUAAGAUAUAUCACACAAUGCACAGAACAGAUCAUGUUUUUUGGAUAAGGUCAAGAAAACCACUGUGUAGACCCCACUGCUGCACAAUCUAUAAGUUACUAUUCUGUUACCCAAUGGCUGAAUCUUAAGAUUCUUUUCUUUGUUAUUUUACUAUCAUUGUAACUAAAAAUGUUCAAUAUUGUGCUACCCUUGGAAGUAAUUCCUGUAUUGUCUGCCACUGAGUACAUGGUAACAAUGAAAUUUCUGGUUUCAGAGUAGCAGCCGUGUUAGUCUGUAUCCGAAAAAGAAAAGGAGGACUUGUGGCACCUUAGAGACUAACAAAUAAAUUUUUCUUAAUAAUUUUCUUUUUAAUGAAAUUUCUGUUUCCUUGACCAGCAGAUCACAGGUAACUAUAGGUAUGGGCAACCUGGCUGGGCUGAAUGAGAUAAUAAAGUCCUGAAUGUUUGCUCAGAACUCUUACUCAAAUGGAACCUUAUUGCCUUUUUGCAGUUAGGGAAAAGUAAGAUAAAGAAACAAAUUUAUUCAGGGCAAUGCCCUGUUUCCCUCCCGAAGCACUUGCACACAAAACACACACACAACCACGGUGAGGCCUCUUCUUUUGAAAUCUGCUUUCAUUCCCACUAAUAGUAUCCUACAGUUACUUUCUUAUGUUAUUUACACUGCUUAACAAUAAGGUAAAUUGCUUCUUGCAUUUGUUUCCUUGUCUGGAUUAUAACUGUGUUGUGUCACACGGCUGAUUAAAUGAGGAUCCUGUGAGCUACCAGACUGCAACUUAGCACCACUGGUCUAUACAUACGUACCUUCAGCAUUCUGUUAAAUUACUAACAUUUUACUUGCUUUGUAGAAAUAGCAUUCUAGGUUAAUAAACAUGGAUUUGAUUUGCAG